Hypanus sabinus (Atlantic stingray) is the source of this 8975-nucleotide messenger RNA. Its product is annotated as rho GTPase-activating protein 45-like. The transcript is spliced from 23 exons. NCBI's taxonomy places the organism in Eukaryota, Metazoa, Chordata, Chondrichthyes, Myliobatiformes, Dasyatidae. Gene Ontology annotation, biological process: activation of GTPase activity; signal transduction. Gene Ontology annotation, molecular function: GTPase activator activity. Gene Ontology annotation, cellular component: membrane. The record is from RefSeq and is a predicted model, not a curated record. Bases 222 to 3899 code for a protein of 1225 amino acids.
CAAAGUAACGGAAUGUGUUUGACUGUCACCAGCGCGCUGGGCUCUCUGCUGUGUUGCUGCGGUUUUAACGCGGCGCGACUCAACCGCGAAGAUUUCAUGGACUGAACCCAGAGAGGCAAGUUUUAACGGCAACUGGUCGCUGGGGCGAGAAGGGUGUCCUCCACAUCGGACCGUCCUGGAAGAGAAGGAGGUAGCAACGCGUAAAGGCAGGGGAAGAAAAAAUGUUUUCUCGGAAGAAAAGGGAAUUGAUCAAAACGCCUUCGAUAUCUAUGAAAAACAGAACAGGAAGUCCCGUGUCGCACUGCACAUCUGAACUGCCUCGUAAAGAUGCUGUUGAGGUACCGGCUUCCCAGGCCGGCACCUUCUCGGAACUACCUGUCGGGAACUCCUCCUUGGCCAAGCUCAGCUCCAGCCCGAGUGCUGUCAACACCCUCAAGCGGCCCACCACCCUGAGCAGACACUCCAGUGCCGCCGGUUUCUCACUCAGCUCCCCUGGCGCGUGGGGGGCCACGAAAGGCUAUAAGACCCCUGGAGGUAGCACUUCAGAAAGCAGCGAGGGCCUUGAGGUGGAGGAGAUCACGCAGCUACUGCGUGACGUGGCAUGGUUUGCAGAAACAUUGGAGAAACUGAAGGACAUGGUCUUAGAAGAGAAGUCCGAAGGGCGGCGUCCUGUGGCUCAUGAGUGUCUUGGAGAGGUGCUGAGGAUCCUACGCCAGGUUAUUAGUAAAUAUCCGCUUCUCAACACGGUGGAGACCCUGACCGCUGCAGGCACACUGAUCUCAAAAGUUAAAGGCUUCCAUUAUGAAUCCAACAAUGAAAACGACAAAAAGGAGUUUGAGAAGGCAAUUGAAACAAUGGCGGUGGCAUUCGGCGGCAAUGUCUCAGAACUCCUCAUGGGCGAGGUAGACAGCAGCACCCUGUUAUCAUUACCACCGAUGGAUAAGUGCAGGUCGAUGGAGAAUCUGUGUGGUGGGAUUGCUGUACAAGGUGAUGCGACCCAGGUGAAGGACGAGUUCAGUGACGCAGGAAGCCCUUCCACGGAAGAGGUGGACAUCAUCCUACAGCGGUCUGAGGGUGGAGUCGAAGCUGCUUUGCAAUAUGCCAAAACUGUUUCCAAAUACAUGAAGGAUCUCAUUACCUACCUGGAAAAGAGAAUGGCUUUGGAACUGGACUUUGCCAAAGGCCUGAUGAAAUUGAUCCAUACUUGUAGGCAGGCUAUCACCCAUGAGUAUCACGUGCCCUUCCUGUCGAUCUAUUCGCUGGCACUAGAGCAGGACCUGGAGUACGGACAGAGCGUGAUGCAAGGCGCCAACAUCCUUCAGAAUCAAACCUUUCUCCAGCCGUUAGCUGGAAGAAGAUUGGAUCAUGAAAAGCGCAGAAAGGAGAUUAAAGAGCAGUGGCACCGGGCGCAGAGGAAGCUGCAAGAAGCUGAGACCAACCUUAAAAAGGCGAAGCAGGCAUACAUGCAGCGUUCCGAGGAGCACGAAAAGGCCAAGAUCCUGACGGUGAAAGCCGAGGAGGACCAGCAGAGCGCAAGUAGCAGUAAUGCCAGCAAGACUUUGGACAAGAAGAGGAAGACGGAGGAGGAUGCUCGCAACAAGGCCGAUGAAGCGGAAGCAACUUACAGGACGUGCAUUGCGGACGCCAAGACGCAGAAACAAGAGCUAGAAGAUGUGAAAGUGAACGUACUGCGGCAGAUCCAGGAAGUCAUUCGACAGAGCGACCAGACACUGAAGUUGGCCACCAUCUCCUACUACCAGAUGAUGCACAUGCAGACGGCCCCUCUUCCCGUGCACUUUCAGACCCUGUGUGAGAGCAGCAAGCUCUACGACCCCGGCCAGCAGUACGCGUCCUACGUCAAGGACCUCCAGAUGGAGGCUGAAACAGAAACACAUUACGAUUUUGAGUCCUAUUCAUCACAGAUGACCUGGUCCCCCCACGUGAGGGCCCGUAAGGGUAGCUUCAAUGCUCACGACUUUCCUCCGAACGCUUCAAAUGAGGCUCCGAGCCAGACGGCUGCAGAUGAGCCAGGCAGCCCAGAAGGCACCCUGACCCAGAAGGAAGUGCGGAGCGGAGGCCACCCUGAGAGAAGAGGGAUCCGAAGUCAUCAGGUGCACAGGUCCUGGCCCACUACCAUGAGUGACACCGAGAGUGUCGGUGGAGGAAAUAGUCUGGAUUCUCCCUCUUCCACCACAGGUGAUUUUGUUCGGAAGUUGCCCAGUAUUCCUUCCUCUGGAACCACAUCUAGCAAUGAGGACGUGGAGGAUAAAGACAGCAACACAAACUUUGAGCAAACAGGUAUCAACGGGAUGGCUCCAGAGAUAGCCGUGUCCACCGGUCCCUUCAAGAACGUGGGCCUCUCAAAGGCUGCUCAGACACAUCGUCUCAGGAAGCUUCGCACACCGUCCAAGUGCAGAGAAUGUGACAGUUACGUGUACUUUCAGGGAGCCGAAUGUGAGGAGUGCAAUCUGUCUUGCCACAAGAAGUGUCUGGAGACUCUGGCGAUCAAGUGUGGCCGCAAGAAGCUACAAAGGAAGCUGAGGCUGUUUGGCCGGGACUUCACUCAGACCUCGCGCGAGAGUCUCGAUGGAAUUCCGUUCAUUAUCAAAGCGUGCAUCUCUGAGAUCGAGCGCAGAGCUCUGAGUAUGAAAGGCAUCUACCGUGUGAACGGUGUGAAGACCCGUGUUGAGAAGCUGUGCCAGGCGUUUGAAAAUGGGAAGGACCUGGUGGAGCUCUCGCAGGCAUCUCCGCACGACAUCAGCAACGUACUCAAACUGUACCUGCGACAGCUUCCAGAGCCGAUAAUGUUGUUCCGCCUUUACAACGAUCUAAUGGGCUUGGCCAAGGAGAGUAUGCAGUGCACAGGGGACGGAGGAGGCAAGGAACCGUCAGUCGAGAAGGAGGACUUACUUCUGGUGUCACGGCUGAAGGAGCUGCUGAAGGAGCUGCCGCCUGCCAACAAGGCCACACUGCAGUACAUCAUCAGACACCUCAGCAGAAUUUCAGAUCUUGAACAACAGAAUAAGAUGUCUCCGAGUAACCUCGGAAUCGUAUUUGGGCCCACGCUGAUGAGGCCCAGGCCCACCGAGGCGACCGUGUCCUUGUCCUCUUUGGUUGACUAUCCUCACCAGGCUCGGAUUGUGGAAACCUUGAUCACCUCCCACUCGGAGAUAUUUGAAAGCAAAACAGAGUUCAGCAUGGCUUCAGAUGAAGAUACGUUGGAUGACGCGCCGCCAACUGAUAUUUACAAUGAGAGAGGAUCCUCCAAGGCAAAUGUGGGAUCGGGGAGUGAUGUGCCUUACCUCGAUGAGACUGGGGAGUUUGACAGAGAUAGACUGUACUCCGAUACACACUGUGACAACUCUUCGGAAUCUCGUGAGCGUUCGCUGGGCUCUGACUAUGAGGUGGAAGAUGCGACCUCUGAAUCUGGUACAGGAUCAGAGGAGAGGAUGCAGAGGAACCAGAAGGGGAGCUUGGUGAAGCAGGAGAGUGUGGCUAGUGCCGAUGAACCGCCGCUGGGGAAUGACAGCGGAGAAGACGAGUCUGCCUCAGAGGAAACUGAAAGAAGUCAGACUCGGAGCUCGGACAGUGACCUGGCACAGACUGAGCGACAAGCGCCCGAAAAGACUCGAGAAAGUGUAAGGUCACCUCCUCAAGUGGAGAGAGAUGGGCAGGAUCUGCCCGGCGCUGACAAACCAGACCUACCGAGUGACUCCAGCCAAAGCCUGGCUGAUUUUAACACAAACCAGUCAAAUAACGUAGACAGAAAUAAGUGGCUGCCCGCUCAUCUCAGGACGCCACUUCAGGUCAAGGAACGGCGCACGCAGCUGCCGUGGGUCUGGAUGCGUCAUGGAAAAAUAGACAUUGGUCUUGAAAGUCGGGACCCAGAAUUUGUCUAAUCAUCUUUUACCACAAGUGCAGCUAUCGACCACCAGGCACCCAAGGUACUUUGUAAUGGGACAGAGAAAGGACUGUGUGCAACCGAAUUUCAUUAUACUUUCACUGACUCAAUGAUUCAUAUCUCGAAGCCAAAAGCGGUGACUCUCUGCCAAUAGAUACAUCCAGACAUGGUCCGGACUAAAAUGUGAAUUCAUGCAGGGAAUCCGAAAGUUGGGACAAUCCUCUCCGUUUGCAACAGUGGAAAUGCAGUGCAAUAAUCAAAGUUCAAAGUAGAUUUAUUAUCAAAUUACAUAUAUUCACAAUGUACAACUCUGAAAUUUGUUUUCUUGUGGGCAUUUCCCAUAAAUCCAAGAACUAUAAUAGAAUCAGUGAAAGUCCGCAUGCAACAGGGCAGACAACCAGUGUGCGAAAGACAACAAACUGUACAAAUACAAAAGGUUAAAAAAUAAAUACUGUAAAUAAGCAAUAAAUAUCGAGAAUGUGAGAUGAAGAGUCCUUGAAAGUGAAUCCAUAGGUUGUGGGAACAGUUCCGUGAUAGGGCGAGUGAACGUUACCACCUUAGGUUCAAGAGCUUGGUGGUUGAGGAGUAAAAACUGUUCUUAAACCUCGCAAAUGUGAGUCCUGAGGCUCCUCUACCUUCUUCCUGAUGGAGCAGUGAGAAGACAGCAUGUGGGUGGUGGGGAUCCCUGUACAGAUGUGCUCAAUGGAGGGGAGGACUUUACCCAUUAUGGACUGGGCCAUAUCCACUACUUGUUAUAGGAUUUUCCAUUCAAGGGCAUUGGUGUUUCCAUACCAGGCUAUAUUAAUUUACUUUGAGCACUCUGAAAGUCUUGGAAAACCAGACGAAAGGUCUACCAGAUCACAUGACCAAGCAUUGACAGUAGACAUCUGCAUCUCCUAAUCUGAAAUAUACUUUGAUGAAGAAGAUUUUGUUCCUAUUAAUGGGUAUAAGACGCUUUUUACCCAUUAACAGAAGCCAGCAUAUGCAAUAGCAGUAAUGGAUUAUUAAGAUUUGGCUUAGGUUUUUGGAACGCUUUGCAUCUGGCUUUCUCUCAAAGGUUUAGAUCCACAAUCGGCCUUUGCAGCUUUUUUUCAGCUGUUGGAUCACAGUGAGCAUCAGAAUUUUGCCCAAUCCUAUCGUCCAACGUGCACAUGUCCUUUCAAGGAGGGGGAGGAGGGCUUCACAGGAUAAUGGUCAAGAGCAUAAGUGUGGCUGGAUUUGUAACUGUCUACCAGCCGAGGAGUGCCCAAAACCAGUCAAAGUGCACUGAUGAAUUUGGAUUGCGCGAUGUAGAGCAAGCAGAAUACAUUCCACAUCUCUGUGUCUUGUAGACAUCGGCUGGUCGUUUGGGUGGCCACCCAUCACUUCGACUACCUCGGUGUAGAAUUCAAUCCUUAUUGUCUUUUAGCAAUGUACUGCCCUAAGAUAAAAAAACUUUGCACAGUGGUUUCUGAUCAAAUUUAGAUGAAUACAUUCAAUGUCAUUUUGACCCAGUAAAUGACUUCAAAGUCUCAAUAGUAAUUGAAAAAGAACAAAAUAGCAGAAGUACUGUAGAUUGCAUUAAGCAUGGUUAGAAUCUCUCCAUUUGUGAGAUGCUGUUUCAUUAAAAUAAUAGCAUAACAGUGCAAACGUUAAAUGAAACCGUAUUGUUGGGUAAAUAUAUUGAAAGGACAACCGUUUUUAAUUUUAUUUGUGAGGUAGAAAUACAACAAACCUGCCGAAAGCAAUUGUGGAGUCAGAGAUGGUUACAUUUAAAGGAGACUCCUUUGGUAGAGAUGUUUCUCCACCCCACCACCACUGAAUGGACACUGUUGUGUCAGCUGCCCAUUAUUUCCCCAGAUCCAUCAUUGGGAACAUCUCUGGCCAAUGAAACAACUUUAAGGGCAUGGACAAGUGGGCUAUAAGGACCAGUUUCUGUGCUGUACAUUCCUAUAGGUCUAUAAAAUUGUAGGCUUUGAUGAACUAGGCCCUUCAGCCCAUCAUUUAUGUGCUGACCAUCAAAUACCUAUCUAUACCAAGAGGCAUAAGAGACUGCAGAUACUGAAAUGCAGAGUACAAAAUAUGCAGGUCAGGAACAGAUACUCCACAGAUGCUGCCUGACCAUUGGAAAUAUAUGGUGGCCAGUGAAAGAGCUUAUAUUUAAUGCUAGAAGCAGUGAUGAGACCACAUGAUAGGAAUUAAUCCUUGGGCAUCUGGAGUAGCAAAAGUAAGACGAUGGCUGAAAAGAAGAUGAACGAAAUUUUCUGUUAACAGUGGAAGGAUUCAGAGUGAGAAUAACCGAGCAAAGAUCAUGUCCAAUUCCUCCACUUGACCACCUUCAGUUUGAAGAGGGUCCACAUCCACAAAGAAGUCUUGAAGAACCAUUAUUAGCAAGGUUUAUACGUACACCUGAAUAAGAUACUGUAACAUACCUACAUGGUUCUGCUCUUCUAUUGUACAGCACUCUGUAAAAGUCUUAGGCACAUGCAUAUAGCUAGGGGGCCUAAGACUUUUGCACAGUACUGUAGUAAUUUUAUGUAUUGCACUGUACUACUGCCUCAAAAAAAAUCGUGACGCAUGUGAGUGAUAAUAAACCUGAUUCUGAUUUGGGUCUCUGUUGUGGACUGAGAGUGGGAAGGGGGCCAGGCAGAGAGGAGUCAUGUUUUGGAAAAGGGGAAGGGAGCGGGAAGCACUGCAGAGACACUCUGUAAUGAUCAAUAAACAAAUUAUUUGGAAUCAAAUGACCUUGCCUGGUGUCUCAGGGCUGGGUGUGUCUGCACCGGCCCCACCCCUAGCACUCCUCUAUCACCGGCCCCACACCCCUCCUGUGGCACUCCACCCUCACCAUUCCCAACAGCCUUUGCUCAUAUCAGAUCUGCAAACUCACUCUCCGCUCCACAUUGACAAAUACAGUACCGUGCAAAAGUCUUUGGCACCCCGGUUACAUAUAUAUGUUCUUAAGACUUUUGCACAGUGCUGUAGAUGAACAGUAUUUUUUUGCAGUAUGAGUCCAGCAUUUAUUGAUGGGUGUUAGGAAGUAUUGGCUACUUAUUGAGUAACUUAUCUCCAUGGAAAAAAUCUUUGUUUGGCGUGUGUGUGUGUUGGGACAUAGUUAUGGUUUAAUUGAGCAUAAAAUGGAGUGAGUUUUCUGUGCAAAUGUAUGAUGAAAAUGGAAGCAAAGGGUUAGAGUAGAACCACAUCAGUUCUAUCCAUUUCUAUCACAUGCACUGGAUGUAACUGGAAUAUUUAUCAUGGGAAAAAGUAUUAAAUACACCGGUGUGUCUUGUAAAGUUCACAGUUUAUAAUAAAUUUAUAUAUACUGAAAUUAUGGUGAAGGAAAGCCUAUCUUGUCCAAUUUGUACUUUUAGAGAAAAUAAUUCUUUUGUACAUUCUCUUUGUGCAUUGGAACAUUAUUAAAUGAGCAUUGAUUUCCUUUGCAAAAUAAGUACUUUUUAAAAUUCAUCUAUUGUUUAUCCCCACUGUUACGUAUCACCCUCCUGUUCUAAUUCAGCAGUAGGAGCAAUCAGUUCAGAAACCUGGGAGGAUAACUUAUUCCCAUCAUAAUAAUUUGCCUUAAACAUAGAACGAUAUCCCAAGGCAUCUCAUAGGAAUACUGCUGGGGAACAAACCACACAGGGCAAUGUUGGGACAGGCGCAGGGCACCUUAAAUGAGGAGAGAAGUCAAAGCGUUGAGCACUGAAUUUCAGAGCUCAGUCCUGCAUAGUUUAACUCACAGCCUCCGAGGGUUAAAACCGAGGUUACUCGAGGAACAAUUUCCAUAACUAUUAAGAUCCUGAACUCCCUGUGAAGGUAAUUUCUAUCACUUUGUGUUGGGGUACUGGAAUCUGCUUAUUCUGAGUCACAAAGAUAAUCCAUAAGGCGUAGGAGCAGAACGAGGCCAUUCAACACAUCAAGUCUGCUCUGCCAUUACAUCAUGGCUGAUUGAUUAUCCCUCUUGAACCCAUUCUCCUGCCUUCUCUCCAUAACCCUUGAUAAUCUUAUUAAUUAAGAACAUAUCAUCUUCUGCUUUAAAUAUACCCAGUGACACAGCCUCCUCAACCGUCUGUGGCAAUGAAUUCCACAGAUUCACCAUCCUCCGGCUAAAGAAAUUCCUCCUUAUCUCUGUUCUAAAGGGAUGUCCUUCUAUUCCGAGGCUGUGUCCUCUGGUCCUAAGCUCUCCCACUAAAGGAAACAUCCUCUCCAGGUCUGCUCUAUCUAGGCAUUUCAAUAUCCAAUAGAUUUCAAUGAGAUUCCCCAUUAAAAUAACUAUUAUAUAACUACACAUGCUGUACCACACAAGAUGAAUUAAAUUUGUAUUUAAACACAAUAUUUAAGCUUUAAUAAUAUGGCACUUCAUUACUUUUAAUGUUCAUACAUCAGAUAUUCAGCAGGACCUUAGUAAAGAUAGUUUGCUUUUACUUUGUUUUAUCAGUCACAGUAGCGUAGCAGUUAACGCGACUCCAUUACAGCUCGGGGGGGGGGGGGGGUGGCGUUCCGGAGUUUGGAGUUCAAUUCCGGCGCUGCCUGUAAGGAGUUUGUUUUCCCCAUGACCGUGUGCAUUUCCUCCUUGUGCUCCGGUUUCCUCUUGCAGUCCAGGACAUGCUGGUUGGUAUGUUAAGUUGUCAUUGCAAAUUGUCCUGUGAUUAGGCUAGUGUUAAACAGGCGGGUUGCUGGGUGGCACAGGUUAUUGGCCAGAAGGCUCUGUUCUGCUCUGUACCUCUGAAUAAACAAAAAUGAAUAAAUUUGCUUCAGGCUCGAUAUAUUUUUGAGAAUACAAGUAUUUUGUGCAUUGGCAUGUACGUUUGCAAAUGGGUACAUGUGGCCUCACUUUAGCACAGUUAUGUAAUUAUUCAGUUACAUUAUGACUGCGAUCUCGCCAAUUAAGUAUUUUUUAAAUUCCCAGCUGCAUAUUGUUUAAUUUGUACAUAUGAUUGGGACAUUUUUAUUGGAUUUUAAAUGUAAAAGGAACCGUUCUGUGUAAGAGUUUUAUGAAUCUUUAUUUGGUAAUGUAAAUAAAAGAUAUUUUCUGCCUGGAUUGUUCAGAUUGUAAAAGUGAAUUUAUAUUUCUGCUAUUAUACUUCACUAUGUUUAAUAA